AUGAAUAUUUCACGAGGCAGCAGUACGUGCUGUAUCAUAAAACCACAUGCAGUUCGUGCAGAUUUAACCGAGAAAAUCGUCUACGAUAUUCAGAGAGAAAACUUUAACAUAAAAAAAAUGGUCCCUUUUAACAUUAGCAAAGUAAAUUGUCAAGAAUUUUACGACAUUUAUAAAGGCGUCGUGCCGUUUUACGAAGAGAUGGUGGGGGAAUUGAAUUCGGGAACAUGCGUAGGUCUUGAAAUAACGCACAACGACCCAAAAGUAGAUGUCGUAAGUGAAUUCAGAAAACUCUGCGGUCCAAUGGAUUCGGAAUUGGCAAAAGAGAUACGUCCGAAUUCACUUCGAGCAAAGUAUGGAUUAACUAAAAUUCAAAAUGCGGUUCAUUGUUCUGAUCUUCACGAAGAAAGUGUAUUAGAAGUUGAAUAUUUAUUCAAAAUCUUGUUGGCGUAA
Trichogramma pretiosum is the source of this 450-nucleotide messenger RNA. RefSeq names its product nucleoside diphosphate kinase 7 (gene nmdyn-D7). Lineage: Eukaryota; Metazoa; Arthropoda; Insecta; Hymenoptera; Trichogrammatidae. Bases 1 to 450 code for a protein of 149 amino acids. The record is from RefSeq and is a predicted model, not a curated record. The transcript is spliced from 4 exons.